Maylandia zebra (zebra mbuna) is the source of this 1521-nucleotide messenger RNA. RefSeq names its product cyclin dependent kinase like 1 (CDC2 related kinase) (gene cdkl1). Gene Ontology annotation, biological process: protein phosphorylation. NCBI's taxonomy places the organism in Eukaryota, Metazoa, Chordata, Actinopteri, Cichliformes, Cichlidae. The record is from RefSeq and is a predicted model, not a curated record. Gene Ontology annotation, molecular function: protein serine/threonine kinase activity; ATP binding. Gene Ontology annotation, cellular component: nucleus.
UGGAGCUGCAGGAGUAGUUGUUCUGUGAUCGUCUACCUCGCAGGCUGAUGUUGUUUGGAGGAAGAAAAGGGUCCUCCUGAAUUUGGAUUUCCUCUUAAAGAAACAUCUGCGAGCAUUUUACGGACAAGGAGCACUGCUUCCUCCUCAGUAUGGAGAAGUACGAGAAGAUUGGAAAGAUUGGAGAGGGCUCGUAUGGAGUCGUCUUCAAGUGCAGAAACAAAGACACGGGCCAGAUCGUCGCCAUCAAGAAGUUUGUCGAGUCAGAGGAUAAUCCCAUCAUUAAAAAAAUUGCACUGAGGGAGAUCAGGAUGCUCAAGCAACUGAAACACUCCAACCUGGUGAAUCUGAUCGAAGUGUUUCGACGCAAACGGAAGCUUCACCUGGUCUUCGAGUACUGCGAUCACACCGUCCUCAACGAGCUGGACCGCCAUCCCAGAGGCGUCCCAGAGCAUCUUGUUAAAAGUAUAACCUGGCAGACGCUUCAGGCCGUCAACUUCUGCCACAAACAGAAUUGCAUCCACAGAGACGUCAAGCCGGAGAAUAUUCUCAUCACCAAGCAUCAAGUCAUCAAACUCUGCGACUUUGGCUUUGCCAGGAUACUCACUGGUCCGUGUGACUACUACACCGACUACGUUGCGACCCGCUGGUAUCGCGCCCCUGAACUGCUGGUGGGAGACACUCAGUACGGCCCCCCGGUGGACGUGUGGGCAAUCGGUUGCCUGUUUGCUGAGCUCCUCUCGGGGACGCCUCUGUGGCCCGGGAAGUCGGACAUGGACCAGCUGUACCUGAUCAUAAAGACCCUCGGAGAUCUGAUUCCUCGACACCAGCAGGUCUUCAGCAACAACCAGUUCUUCUGUGGAGUAUCCAUUCCAGAGCCACAACAGAUGGAAUCUUUGGAGCAAAAGUAUCCAAACCUCUCACAUCAAACUCUGAGCCUGAUGAAGGGCUGUCUGCGGAUGGACCCGUCUGAGCGGCUGACCUGUGAGCAGCUCCUCCAGCAUCCGUACUUCGACAGCCUGAGAGAAAGAAACGAGAGCACAUCUCGACAGCAGGACCGCUCCGGCAACAAAAGGACACGUUUACCUCGCAGACACGUUCCCCCCGGGUAUUUGCCACAGUUGACCAGCAGCAGCUUCUUUCCAGCUCUGGACAAUAAGAGGUACUACAACAACCUGCGCAAAUUCAACUAUCACCUACCGAACAUCUAAUCCCGCUGGUCCUGAUCCGAGUCCAACCACCACCAAGAGCUCAGUAACGUGACGCAUACUCCAGUAGCACUUUUUAAACACAUUUAAUGAAGCUCCAACCACUUUUUAUGAGGUGUAUCACAUGAGGUGUCUCUAGUAUCUCUCUCGUUGAUGUCAGUCUAUGCACUACUCCCAGCAGGUCAUGUUGGUUUAUGUAUGUCGCCGUCGUUUCAGGCUGAUUUUGUAUAGAGACAAGAAGCAGUGAGCUGCUCCGCUCGUAGCUGCACAGUAGACUGAAGGAAAAACUCCAAUGUACUGCCUUGCCUGGUUUGCC